CUAAUUGUCAGCCUGCUGUGUAACUGCCCACGCCUUGUUUGGGAAAGGGUUUUAUUACUGUAACACCAGUGGUUUAUCCAACAGGCAGGACUAAAAGAGAAGCCGGACAAAAGAAGCUGUUCCAGACCACGGAGCUGUCCUCAACACACAAGUUCUGAGCACUGAGUCCUGGAGACAGCCAAGCAAGAAAGAAUGAAGCUGCCACUUUCCUCUGCCAUGAUCAUCCUGAUGGUCACUGCAGCAAUUUGGUCAGUCCCUAAAACUGAAGCAGCAAGAGCUGCACGAUGCGAGCAGUUCCAGUUACCCGGAUGCCCACGGGAUUAUGAUCCUGUGUGUGGAACUGAUGGAAAAACCUAUCCCAAUGAGUGCAUGCUAUGUUACUUAACCAAGGACAGUGCACAGAAAGUGCAGGUUGCGUCAAAUGGAGAAUGCUGAUGCUCCCAAGGAAACUAGACAAUCAACAUGUAAUCUGGCUUUAAUGUCAAAGCAGCAGAUAUAGCUUGUGUAACCUGACUUGCUUGUGAGCAAACUCACAAUCUUCAUUUUCAUAAACUUUGUUUGUUAUUUAAAUGUCUUGUCUUAAAGCUAUUGCUAUCAAACAGUCCAAUGUAAUCACCACCAUAGGAUUUAUAAAGAAGAAUAAAGAAAACUGAAAAGUAAA
Messenger RNA from Xenopus tropicalis (tropical clawed frog), 661 nucleotides. It is a transcript of the gene spink2, whose product is annotated as serine peptidase inhibitor Kazal type 2. The record is from RefSeq and is a predicted model, not a curated record. Lineage: Eukaryota; Metazoa; Chordata; Amphibia; Anura; Pipidae. Gene Ontology annotation, cellular component: extracellular region. The transcript has 4 exons. The coding region runs from base 193 to 435 and encodes 80 amino acids. Gene Ontology annotation, molecular function: serine-type endopeptidase inhibitor activity.